ACAAAACAGGCAGCCAGCUGCCUACCCCUCUUGGCUCUCCCUAUAUAUAUAGAACAACCAACUCUGCUGGAUUUCCACACUCCCAUUUCCUUGAUCCGCUCCGAAUCUUUUCGUGAAUUCUCCCCCAUUUUUUCAGGCAUUAAUCUAUUCGAAAGUUGAUCAUGGCUCCAGCUGCAGCAAACGAUUCGAUUAAGCCUAGAGAUGUUUGCAUUGUCGGAGUCGCCCGAACACCAAUGGGUGCAUUUCUUGGUUCUCUUUCAUCAGUACCCGCAACCAAGCUCGGAUCCGUUGCUAUCGAGGGUGCUCUGAAGAGAGCAAACAUUGAUCCAUCACUUGUAGAAGAAGUUUUCUUCGGAAAUGUUCUGAGUGCAAACUUAGGACAGGCUCCGGCCAGACAGGCCGCAUUAGGCGCAGGGAUCCCUAAUACAGUUGUCUGCACAACUGUCAACAAAGUCUGUGCCUCUGGAAUGAAAGCAACUAUGUUAGCGGCACAAAGUAUCCAGUUGGGAAUUAAUGAUGUCGUAGUGGCUGGAGGCAUGGAAAGCAUGUCUAAUGUCCCAAAGUACCUUGCAGAGGCAAGAAAAGGAUCUCGACUUGGACACGAUUCUCUUGUUGAUGGAAUGUUGAAAGAUGGACUGUGGGAUGUAUACAGUGACGUCGGUAUGGGAGUUUGUGCUGAAUUAUGCGCUGAACACCACAGUAUUACAAGAGAGCAGCAGGAUGAUUAUGCAGUCCAAAGCUUUGAACGUGGAAUUGCUGCUCAAGAUGCUAGUGCCUUUGCAUGGGAGAUUGUUCCGGUUGAAGUCUCUGGGGGCAGAGGAAGACCAUCCACCAUUGUUGAUAAGGAUGAAGGUCUAGGAAAGUUUGAUGCUGCAAAGUUGAGGAAGCUACGACCAAGUUUCAAGGAAACUGGCGGUACUGUGACAGCUGGAAAUGCGUCUAGCAUAAGUGAUGGUGCUGCAGCUCUUGUUUUAGUAAGUGGAGAGAAAGCUCUCAAGCUUGGCCUUCAAGUCAUUGCAAAGAUCUCUGGAUAUGCCGAUGCCGCUCAAGCACCAGAACUAUUUACAACUGCUCCAGCUCUCGCAAUUCCCAAAGCAAUUUCAAAUGCUGGUCUAGAAGCAUCUAAAAUAGACUACUACGAAAUCAACGAAGCCUUUGCGGUCGUAGCUCUCGCAAAUCAGAAGCUAUUGACUCUUAGUCCGGAAAAAGUUAAUGUACAUGGUGGAGCUGUAUCUCUGGGACAUCCCCUUGGUUGCAGCGGAGCUCGUAUAUUGGUCACACUUUUAGGGGUAUUGAAGCAGAAGAAUGGGAAAUAUGGAGUCGGUGGUGUUUGCAACGGUGGAGGAGGUGCUUCGGCCCUUGUUCUUGAGCUUCUGUAAUAAUUUCAUUCAACUUAUUUUUGAUUUGUUUUCAGGCAACGUAACCUCGUACUAAAUUGAAUGCUGUAGCAGAAUUUGAAGAGAUGGGAUACAGCAGAGGACACUAGACUUUGUUUUGUACCAAGUUUCAGUUUAGAUGAACUUUGUUCUUUGGAUUUGUUUUUCGGUUUCAUUUCGGUAUUUUUAAGCCAAUAAUAAAUUGUGAAGGUGCUUAGAUUUGUAGAUGAGAAUGUAUUUCCUAAAAACACAGAUUUGCAGAGUGUAUUUUCUCAAUAAAAUUUUCUUUUUUAAUCAA
Molecule: messenger RNA, 1674 nt
Organism: Erythranthe guttata (spotted monkey flower)
Lineage: Eukaryota; Viridiplantae; Streptophyta; Magnoliopsida; Lamiales; Phrymaceae
Gene: ACAT2
Product: acetoacetyl-CoA thiolase 2
Biological process (GO): fatty acid beta-oxidation
Cellular component (GO): mitochondrion
Molecular function (GO): acetyl-CoA C-acetyltransferase activity
Source: RefSeq, a predicted model, not a curated record